UUUGCACUCUUUCACUAAAGUUCUGAAUCUUUCUUUCAGCAGCGCUGACAGGAAGUGACCUGCCAUAUGUGCCACAGAGAGCAUCUGCAUCCCUCCAGAUGGAGACUCUGCAUCAUGCACCUUCUUCUCAUUCACUUCUAUUCAUCUCCUCAUUUCCCUGAGCACUCAUAUGACGUCCAUGGCCCCUCCCUGCGCAUAAUCCCGUCUCUCCGUUCUCUCCAGCUGAUCCUUUCUCUGCUGCUAAACACACGUCCGGGUUUACGCACACAUAUGGUUUACACACACACACACCCACACACACACGCACACCCACACACACACACACACACACGUGGAUCACGUCAAGCUUUUAGCCAAGCCUUCUCAGCUCUUACGCGCAGACACACCCUCACACACGUCGCUCGCCCCCACACCUCCCCUUCUGUGUCAGUCAGUGUGCAGCGGCAGCAGCGGAGGGUGGAGGACGUGCUGAACGCAGUCACGGAGGCUUCUGGCGCACAGCCGAGCCGUCAUGAGCCGCUCAGCGGAAGUGGACGCCGCUGCGGAGGAGGAGGGGGCUGAAUAGAAGAGAGUGAGAGACUGUGUUCUAAUUAAAUGUCUCACGCCCUCCGUGUGCAUCAUGCUGUAUUUCCAGCUGGUGAUCAUGGCCGGGACCGUCAUGUUGGCCUACUACUUCGAAUACACCGACACCUUCACCGUGCACGUGCAGGGCUUCUUCUGCUACGACACCACGUACACCAAACCGUACCUGGGGCCGGAGGACAGCAGCGCCAUCCCACCCGUGCUGCUGUACGCCGCGGUGGCCGGGCUGCCCACGCUGCUGAUCACAGUGACAGAGACUGUGCUGUUUCUGGUCCAGUACACAUCCAAGGAGUUUGACCGUUUAGAGAAGACAGUGGCCACCGGAGACUGCUGUUACCUCAACCCGCUGGUACGCAGGACAUUCCGCUUCCUCGGAGUCUACACCUUUGGCCUCUUCACUGUUGACAUCUUUGUCAACGCAGGGCAGGUAGUGACAGGAAACCUGGCACCGUACUUCCUGACUGUCUGUAAGCCAAACUACACAGCACUGGGUUGCCAGCAGGCCCUGCGCUACAUCAGCCACCAGGAGGCCUGCACAGGAAACCAGGACGACAUCCUACGUGCCCGCAAGACUUUCCCAUCCAAAGAGGCUGCGCUUAGCGUCUAUGCUGCACUCUAUCUAGCUAUGUAUGUGACAUGUACCGUGCAGGCAAAAGGCACUCGUCUGGCUAAGCCAGUGUUGUCUCUCGGGCUAAUGUGUCUGGCCUUCCUCACUGGUUUGAACCGUGUGGCUGAAUACCGCAACCACUGGUCAGAUGUCAUCGCUGGCUUUAUCAUUGGCACUGCCAUUGCCACUUUCCUGGUGGUGUGUGUGGUCCAUAACUUCAAAGGGAAGUUACUACUGAGCGAGGAGUCACUAGUGGAGCAGCGGCCCAAUAUAGCCAUGUUAAACAUAGGCCAAGGGGAGAGUCCGCUGGAGAAGUACAUCACCUCACAGGAGACGGAUGAUGAAGAUGAAGGCUCUUGCAACAUUAAGGAGUGCCUCGAGGCCUUCCUGCGCUGGCUGCGAGGUCUCAGCUGGUUCAAGUGGCUCAGGAACAAAAGGCAAAUAAAUUACUCUGUGAAGUGAUGUGAGCUCUGCCAGAUUCAAUGUCACACUUCCUUCUGUUCUUUCUUUGCAAUAUGUCAUACAACUGGCUGAUAUUUUGCUGUAGCUAUCGUUCAGUCUGAGUGCUUUCUGUUUUACACCUACAAUAAGAGAACCUACUUUUGGCUGCCCCCUGUCACAAGGGGUCACUCUGCAUGUUUGAUGUGUCUGACUGUAUGUUUGGGCUUUUCCUUAUGCUACUGUUUUAACUUGGAUCUGUUUAGAUGCUUCUCCAAAUGUGGCCCAUACCCACAUCUUUCUAUGGGCCACUUGGCCUUCUUUGGUGGCUCACUCAUAUGAAAAGUGUCUGGUGUUUUUUUCUGUCUUAAAUGUUACAAAGUUCUCUGGUACUUAUAUUUAGAAAAGUUGCAUAUUGAAUCAUGUAACACACAAUGUUCAGCAUUAUUAUUGCUGACCUCCAUAACCCUCAUAAAUCCCUCUAAAUGCUGUUAUCGGAUUUAUUUAUAACAUAGUGGUUCUUGUGAAUAAUGUGGUCACAAAUAUGCAGGAUUAAGUACCAUAGUAGAUAUUAUACACAAGUGGCUAUCCCAAGUACACUGAAAAUCAUUGUAUAACAAAAAUUAGUGGUGUCCCAACAGAAGUUUUCCAGGAUUUACAAAGCUGAACUAUUUUCAGCCCACAGAAGCUGUUUAAAACUGAAGCAUGACAGCAGUCGGAAUAAUUUACUGAGGAAGAAAUUUAGGAGUUGCUACAACCCCAGUUCCAGAAACUUAAAAUUAAAAGAAAAUAAAAAUAGUAGAGUGCGGUGAUUUUUUUUAAUACCAUAAAAUACCUCUGUACAACAGGGCCAAAAACCAAAAACAUUUGGAGCCCCCAUGAUCUUCAGGGCUCCCUCAGGCAGCAAUUCAUUUAAAAGGCACGAUUCUGCCAUGAUGCUGCACAGUGGGAAACAUAAUCCCAAUUCGACUUUUGGAGACAUGUUACUGCCUCAAAUUGACUGAAUGAAUAAGGACAACAAGAGAAGUGUGCAUGUCGGUGGGAGAAGGUAAUGUCGAGCAGGGGAUAUGCAUCCAUCAAGAUAGAAAUAUGCAAUAUGGUAGAAAAUGCAGAAACCAGAGAGACGAGAAGCAGGUCAGACGAGGGGCUCCAAAAGCUGGGGGAGCAACCACAGUGCUGCAGGACCGGGCUGAGUCAUCUGAAACAGGUGAGGAAAACCCUGGGAUGGAGAAGGUACCCAAACAGAUGACCGAGGCAAACGGCAAAACCUUAAUGCUUUGCAGCAACUGUUGGAGGUGAUAUAUAAGGGAACUGCCAAGAGCAAGCUCAACAGCCUUUGGAAGUUCAUCUUCGAGGUCUGCAGAGAGAUGUUUGGUGAGCUUAGGAGGAGUGAGCCCACAGCCCCAAGGAAAGGCAGAAGAGAGAGAGAUGGAACAACUGACCAAAGACUGACGCCAACUCCGUCGCAACUGUAGGAAAGCAGCACCCCAUGACAAAGCCAGCUUGAAGGAGCUGUGGGACAAGCUCAAACAAAAUCACACCAGGUUGCAGAGAGUGGAGAGAAUUGGAAAGAGAAAGACAAAAUAAGAGAAAGAGAGAACUAGAGCUUCAUCAGGGAUCCCUUUGGGCUUGCUUGAGAGUUGCUGGAUGAAAAGAGGAUUGGCAACCUAAUCAUCAAUAAGGAGGCGCUGGAGUGAUACAUCAAGAAGCAGGAACUCCAGCAACACUUGAGGGAAGACGAACAACUUUAAUAAUUGACCAACGUGUUUCGGCUUGUG
Messenger RNA from Haplochromis burtoni (Burton's mouthbrooder), 3405 nucleotides. RefSeq names its product phospholipid phosphatase related 5b (gene plppr5b). Gene Ontology annotation, molecular function: phosphatidate phosphatase activity. The coding region runs from base 620 to 1651 and encodes 343 amino acids. The record is from RefSeq and is a predicted model, not a curated record. The transcript is spliced from 6 exons. Gene Ontology annotation, biological process: signal transduction; phospholipid dephosphorylation; phospholipid metabolic process. Lineage: Eukaryota; Metazoa; Chordata; Actinopteri; Cichliformes; Cichlidae.